Lactuca virosa is the source of this 3447-nucleotide messenger RNA. Lineage: Eukaryota; Viridiplantae; Streptophyta; Magnoliopsida; Asterales; Asteraceae. The record is from the annotation of a GenBank genome assembly.
AUGGCUGAAAUCGUUAGCGCCUUCAUCACUUUGCUCUGUGGGAAGCUCAACUCCGCAGACUUGAUGAAGCUGGCUCAAUCUAAAGGAAUCGAUACUCAGCUAAAAAAAUUGAAGAAAACCUUGCCCCUGAUCCAAGCUGUGCUUGCUGAAGCAAGAAAUAAGCAGAUAACAUACAUAGCUGCUCAACGGUGGCUGUACGAUCUCUAUGAAUUGACUUACGAUAUAGACGACUUACUCGAUGAUUUAACCACCGAAGAUAUGCGACGCAAGUUGAAUGAAGAAUCCCGUGCUAGCAUCAGCAAUACGGUUUUGAAGUUAUUGUCAAGUUUUAGUAAUUUUGGUCCCCACAGCAUCAUGUAUGGUCGGCAGAUGAGUUCUAAGCUGGAUGAGAUUACCAACCAGUUGGAUACAUUUCUGGAAAGGAAAAAUGAUUUGGAUUUGAAUGUAAUUGUUGAAGUAGAGUCAUAUAGAAGGGAGAGACGGUUGGAGGAAAUUCCAGUUGAGUCGCAAAUAAUUGGUCGGGAAAGGGAUAAAGAGGCAUUGCUGAUGAAGUUGUUGGGAAGUGAUGAAAAUGUUGGCAUAGUGUCCAUAGUUGGUAUGGCUGGGGUAGGCAAAACCGCUCUUGCUAAAGUUUUGUACAACGAGGAGAAACUGAAGGAUCACUUUGAACUUAGAGCGUGGGUUUGUGUUACUGAGGCAUACAGUAUAUUUCAUAUCGGCCAGUCCAUUUGGGAAGCUGUAAGCGGGGAGGCCAAAAGAUUUCCUGAUCUUAAUCUGCUUCAUGUGUCCCUCAAAGAAAAACUUUCAAAGAAGAGGUUCCUACUUGUUCUUGAUGAUGUAUGGAACAUAGACUACCUUUUAUGGAAACUUCUUGGAAGCCCGCCUCUUGUAGGUGCACCUGGAAGUAAAGUUAUUGUCACAACCGGGAGAACCGGGGUUGCAUCAGUGAUGGGCUCUAAUGAAACUUACCAUUUGGAGGUUUUGUCAAAUGAAGAUGCUCUGUCUUUAUUUGUUCAACAUGCCUUGGGUGAAAAAAACUUUGACAAACAUCCAACACUUCGGUUGCAUGGUGAAGCUAUUGUGAAGAAAUGUGGUGGAUUACCUCUUGCUCUAAUAAUGCUUGGGAGGGUCUUGAAGACUCUAAAACUAAGUUACUAUCAUCUCCCUCCACAUUUGAAGCUGUUGUUUGCAUACUGCUCCUUCUUUCCUAAGGGCUAUGUGUUUGACAAGAAAACGUUAGUCCUAAUGUGGAUGGCAGAAGGCUUCUUGUCCCAAUCAAUACGCGACAAGUCAAUGGAGAGUUUGGGUUAUGAGUCUUUUGAAGAGCUAAAGUCAAGAUCAUUUUUUCAAUAUUCAACAAAUGACGAAGUAGGGCAUACAAUGCAUUACCUUCUAGGUGACUUGGCAACAAGUGUUGCAGGAGAGUUUUUCUUUAGAUCCGAUGAAGAGAUGGAUGUAUCAAACAUGAAUGAAACAUUUGAGAAGUUACGCCACUUUUCACUUAAAGCUCUACAAGGCGACUCAUAUAAAAAGCUGAUCAAGGAAUUACAAAGAUCCAAACGUUUGCGGACUUUCUUACUAAUGUCAUCUGGUUGGAAAAGUAAUAACUUAUUGAACAAUUUUCUUGUUGAAUUACUUCCUGACCUACAGUUCCUAAGGGUGCUCAGCCUAAGUGGUUGGAAUAUCACAAAGAUCCCUCAAUCCAUUGGUGAUCUCAAGCAUUUGCGGUACCUCAAUGUUUCUAAUACUAGAAUCACAUGUUUGCCUGAACAAGUAAGUGACCUUUGUAAUUUACAAAGCUUGUUGGUUAGUGGUUGUUAUGAGUUAUCUGCCUUGCCUGAAAGUUUUGUUAACUUAAUAAACCUGCGGCAUCUUGACAUAAGUCGUACUCCAAAGUUAAACAAGAUGCCCUUAGGGAUUGGUGGGUUGACGAGUCUACAAACUCUACCAAAGGUUGUUAUUGAAAGAGAUAACGGCUUCAAAAUAUCCGACCUUAAGGAUCUAUCGAAUCUUCAAGGCCAACUUUCUAUCAUGGGGCUGGACAAAGUGAUAAGUCCACUGCAAGCAAAGGAUGCCAACUUACAUGAAAAGGAGGGUCUUGAUGUUUUGGAUAUGGAAUGGAGUGAUGUGUUUGAUGAUUAUCGGAAUGAGAUGAUUGAAUAUGAAGUACUUGAAGAGCUAAGGCCUCAUCAUAAGUUGAGAAAUCUGAAGAUUUUGUUCUACAAAGGAAUGACAUUUCCUGAUUGGGUCAGUGAUCCCUCAUUUGACCAGUUAACUGAGCUUACAUUAUGUGGGUGUAGAAAUGAUUGUUUACCAAUGCUUGGACGUCUACCUUCACUUGGUAAAUUGUUUGUUAAAAGAAUGAAUGAGGUGGAGACAGUGGAUUUUGAGUUACUUUCAUCUACUAAUUCUUUCCUUGGUGUUGCCUUUCCAUCACUUGAAGUUUUGAAAUUUGAUGAUAUGCAAGAAUGGAUGGGAUGGUUCAUUAGUGGUGGCAAUUACUAUGGAACUAAAAAACCGUUUCCUCGUCUGCGUGAGUUAUCUAUAAAACAUUGUCCGAGAUUGGUACAAGUGUCAAUUGGAUUUAUACCAUCACUUCGUGUUUUACAUGUAGAAGGAUGUUUGGAACAAGUGUUAAGAAGCAUUAUUGGUGCCACUUCAUCGCUUAUCGCAUUGAAAAUGGGGAAUGUUAAAGGACUUGCUGAACUACAUGAAGAACAUUUAAUGUGUCUUGGGGCCGUUGAAGAUCUAUAUAUUGAUAGAUGUGAUGAAUUAAAAUACUUAGGGGAACCAGAAACGGAGGACUAUGAGUUUCUUAGCAGUUUACAGAAGUUGGAGGUACGUAACUGUGACGCAUUAGAGAGUUUGAUUUGUCCAAAUCGUGUGGAGAGGUUGGUGAUAAGUUGUUGUCGUAAAAUGACAUCUUUGACCUUCUCACCAUUGCUUCAACUCCCUUCCUCAAUCAUGUUUUCCCUAAGAUCUCUUGACAUCCAUGGCUGCAACAAUCUAAAAUCAUUUCCUCAUGAGCAUUUGGAGAGUCUCAAAUCUUUGGAAGAACUGUUUAUAUGUGAUUGUCCGAGUAUGGAUUACUCCUUUCCUUGUGGGUUGUGGCCUCCUAAUUUACGUAGCCUUGGUAUAGGAUACUUGAAUAAGCCCAUGUCAGAGUGGGGCCCACAAAAAUUUCCAACCUCACUUGUUGAACUACUUCUAUAUGGAAAACAUUCAGGAGUCGUUUCAUUUGCUGUGGGAGAACAUGCGAGCAAUACCACUACUUCUACAUCAUGUUUUCUUCUUCCACCAUCUUUAGCAUCUCUGGGACUGAAUGGUUUUAUGGAAUUGGAAUCACUUUCAGAGAGAUCUGCCCGAGACAACUUCAUCUUUGACAGUAAAACUGUGGCUGUAGAAAAGGUCGUAUCAGAUCAAGAUUACCAUGAGAUGGGAAGAUAG